Messenger RNA from Aquila chrysaetos chrysaetos, 2819 nucleotides. RefSeq names its product chromosome 9 C12orf43 homolog (gene C9H12orf43). The record is from RefSeq and is a predicted model, not a curated record. Gene Ontology annotation, biological process: Spemann organizer formation; Wnt signaling pathway; negative regulation of Wnt signaling pathway. The coding region runs from base 35 to 841 and encodes 268 amino acids. The transcript has 10 exons. Lineage: Eukaryota; Metazoa; Chordata; Aves; Accipitriformes; Accipitridae.
GCCCAGCGUGCCCCGCGGCUGUCGCGCCUUCAAGAUGGCGGCGCCCAGGGGUGGCUCGGGCCUGGACACGGACACGGACACGGACUCGGACUCGGACAGCAGCGGCGGGGCGGCAGCGCGGUUCCGGGAGGCCGCCUGGGACUGUGUUGCGCAGGCGGCGGUGCCGGUGGAGCCGCGCCGCGGUGGCUUUAAAAAGGAUCGGUUACAGCCCGCUCAGCCUAGCCUAAGGCGUGAGGUGAACGGUCAUGAUGAGGAUGGAAAUGAGCUACAGACGACACCAGAGUUCAGAGCACAUGUUGCAAAGAAACUGGGAGCAAUGCUAGAUGGUCUCAUCACUGUCUUGAAGGACUCAUCAGGACCUUCACAAACUUCUGUGCAACAGUCUGACUCUGCAGAUGAUGGUUUUCGCCUCUUCUCUUCCUCUGUCCCUGGAGACUGUGGGAAAUUGGAGCCUUGCCCUGCAGCAAGGAGGAGACAGCCAUCUAGCUCCAGUGACGUGGACAGUGACCAAGAGUGGCAAAGGUACCAGGAGGCUGCUGUGUCAGCCACAGACAUUCUGAAGCAAAGUGCUUUUCCUGCUCCGUCCCAGGAUUCCAGCCAGGAUCAGAGUCAGGGUUAUGUAGAGCACAGCCAGAAAAAAAAGAAGAAAAAGAAAAUUAGGGGAGAGAACAAUAUUCAAGAGAAAAUAAUAGACCCAGCAGAGUGUGACCAGAUCUGCAAAGAUUUGCCAUGGUUGGUGUCUGCAAAUGGACAGCAUGAGAGACAGGACAGCAAUCGUACAGAGAACUCAAUGGUGCCAGGAGUUGUGAAGAAGAAAAAGAAGAAGAAAAAAAGAGAAUGAAGAUUUUGCUCUGCAAAUGGCAGGUGAUUAUGAUGGAUGAAGGAUGCUAAAAAAAAAAACAACCCAAAACUAACAAGAGUUGCUGCAGAUGAGGGGAAAAUUAAUUGGCAAAGGUUCCGUUCUAAAAGCUCAGUGGCCUGAGAGUCUAAUUAAGUGACUUCCUAUGUUGUUGGCAUCCCUUGGGGAAGGGAACAUUGUUCUCCUAGCAGAGCGGUUAUCUAUGCUGCUGCUUAUGCAGACCUAGCGUAAAAGGAUUAAAUACUGUGCACGGACUUGCAUCACAGAGGGAUAUAAUCAUAGCUGCAUCCCUCCUGGUCUGUUUCUUCACACCAUGAAACCAAAUCUUGUGUCCUGGAGAAAGUAUAUGAUGAAUUGAAUUUGGUUUACAUGGCAACAGGCAAGAGAAGCCUUCAUUUCCUUCAGGUGGGUUCUGAAUUGCUGCUUUGGACCAGACCUUGCUUAAACAGAGGUUCAGAGCUGUGAAGUACUCAGGACCAUCUUCUGGCCCUUUCUUCUGGAGCCUGCUAGACAACCCUCACUGAUGUCAGUGCACAGCCUGGAGCCGGGCUAGGCAGAGAGCAGGGAAGAUGGCGUCUGCACCCCGAGUACCAGCUCCCCUCCCUGCAGUGAGUUAAAAAAGCUCAGAUGGAUACAGAAGACUUUCUUUGUGUGGCUAAAAAGAAGCAACAAUUUGGAGACCAUGUAAAAACAUUAAAUGACCUCACUGAAUGCUUACAACUGGAUGCCAUGUGGAGAAUCCUUAGCUGAAUAUGGAAACCUUUCAAAUACUAAGGAGGAGGGCAAAACCAAAGUAAUGGACAGCAGAGUCCUGUGAACAGAAUGGAAGGCAGAAUAGGCUCCCAAAGCCUGACUUCUUGGAUCAACACCAUUUUUACCUUUGAUGUUUUCACUUACUGAAUUAUAUCCAUUAUUAAGUGUACGUGAUGAAAAAUACAGUCAUUUGCUGGGAUAAAGCUAGUGUAAUGUGGCUUCAAGGGGCAUACAGAGAAGGAAAAAGCCCAAGUAUAUUUAUGAUAAAAGUGUUAGCAGCAGGAGCCUGUAUAGUUCCCCGAAUAUGGUGGUAAAAUUGCCAUUGGCAAAAGAAACACAGAGAAAUGGUUCUUCUAAUAAUUCUUUACCAUUUUCCUCUUCUUCCUGCUGAGACUGCUAAAUGCUUUGUUGGCCUGAAUGACAUUAACAUCAUCCCCUCCUUGAAAUGUGAGAGCUAUUAUUAUAAUGUUCACCCUUUCUUCUGUGGUUGGGGAAAAGAAAGCUAUGCAAGUACAAAAAUUGAUUAUUAUUUGUGCAUUGGGAGCUUAGUCCCAAAUGGCACACGGGAGUGUGAAAAAUCGGAGAUAAUUGUCAUUUAUAUGUUGUUUUCAUAGGGUUGGAUUUCAGCUAUUUCUGCAAACCCCGAGUAUCUCAGUGGGAAAGGACUCUCCUGAGUACAUGGUUUUCAUGUUCCAAAUACAUACCCAUUUACGUUUUAAUUUAGCAGUCUUUGUUGUAAAUAUGUGAUUAUAAUCUAAAAUGUGAUUUUAUAGGGAAGGAAGCUGUUUUUUUCAUUGGUGCCUCCUUCCAUACUUUCAGUAGUACAAUCAGAAGCAGAACAACCUAAACUUUCAGAGCCAAGAAGGGGGCAAGGCUACCUUUUGACUGAGACACUGGCGUAACUUCCCAGUGCCUCCUUACCACUGUUUGUAUGGAUUCAGUUGCAUUCAGAAGAACCAACGUUUUUAUCUCCAAAGACAACAUUUCUUAAGCUUUGGGAGUCUCAGUUACACUGAGGCUAAGGUGUAACAACCAUUAAGAACUGGCCUGGAUGCAGAGCUAGAAGGCAUGGUGUGAUAAUGCCAUAGGGCACAAUGGGCUUAAAUUACAGUCUCUCUCUCCCCAUUCCUAUUCCUGUAUGGGGAAACAGGACUGCGUCCUUCUUCCCAGUCAUCCAUCUGUUCCCCCUUCACUUACUUGCUGUUUC